Messenger RNA from Daphnia carinata, 540 nucleotides. RefSeq lists its product as uncharacterized. The coding region runs from base 1 to 540 and encodes 179 amino acids. Lineage: Eukaryota; Metazoa; Arthropoda; Branchiopoda; Diplostraca; Daphniidae. The record is from RefSeq and is a predicted model, not a curated record. The transcript has a single exon.
AUGAGCCGAGACGAGCUUAUCGAAUUGGAUAAGAAAAGAAGCGAGCACGCACUAACAUGGUGGAGGCUUUGGCAAGACUCGUACCUGUCUGACCUUAAGCGAUUUUACUGUCGCAGGGGCAAGGGUACGAGAAUUCCACGUGUUGGCGAAGUCGUCUUAUUAAAAGAGCCGAACAUCAAGCGAGUUUCAUGGCCGACGGCCAUUGUUACUGAACUUGUCCCUGGCUACGACGACAAGGUGAGAGCUGUUACCCUACGGCUACGAUCGGGAAAGGAAACCACCCGAGGCAUCCAGACUGUCUAUCCUCUAGAAGUAGAAGCCGAUAUCGACACACUAGUCGACGACGCUGAAGCCGGCGAAAAGGAGAAAACUACUUCGAAGAAGAAAAAGAAGAAUCCGCUCCGUAAGAAGAAAUCGGAAUCGCACGAGGGAGUUGGCGAUUCCGGCGGGGAGGAUGUUGCGGAUUCCCAAAACGAAGACAACUACGGGGUUUUCAGAUUUGGAAGACCCGUCAGAAGACCUGCUAUUUUUGAUAUUUAA